AUGGUCAAUGAAGGAUGCUUGAGUAACGAAGAUUUUUUGAGCAAAGUCUCGGAGUUUUUUAAGAAUGAAAAUGAGCAAGUUGUGCAUCUAACAGCCAAAAGACUGGUAACUCAUGAUCCUGUGGAGGGCAAUGCAGAAUUCGACAGUGUAGGGAAUCCUCUUUAUGAUGUGUCGAGAAAGGCCCAAAGUAUUGAGGUCGAAAAGUGUUCGAAUGAAGUUUAUCCAAUCUUGAUAAGGAUGUGGUAUGGUAAGCGAAAAUGUUCAACGAUUGUGAAGACUGAGACCCUCGAUAAGUUUUGGCAGGAUUACUCUUCAGUAGUCAAGGGUUCUAUGAAAGGCCUCAUCAAGAAGAAGAAGAAGAAGACAAAGGCUUCUGGUAUCAAGAGUAAGAAAGAGAGAAAAUAA
Torulaspora delbrueckii is the source of this 405-nucleotide messenger RNA. It is a transcript of the gene SRP14, whose product is annotated as RNA-binding signal recognition particle subunit SRP14. Lineage: Eukaryota; Fungi; Ascomycota; Saccharomycetes; Saccharomycetales; Saccharomycetaceae. The record is from RefSeq and is a predicted model, not a curated record. The transcript has a single exon. Gene Ontology annotation, biological process: SRP-dependent cotranslational protein targeting to membrane. Gene Ontology annotation, molecular function: endoplasmic reticulum signal sequence receptor activity; 7S RNA binding. Gene Ontology annotation, cellular component: signal recognition particle, endoplasmic reticulum targeting. Bases 1 to 405 code for a protein of 134 amino acids.